CAAGACUUUGCUCGCUGCUCGCGAUCAGAAGCUUGGGCAAGCAAGUGCCACGGACCUCCUCGGCAGCUCUGAAAUCAAAGAUGGCGCAGUCGGACAAAGAGCCAGCGGGGCCAUCAGUACCAUCAGGAGCAUCAGCGCCGGCAACUUCGUCAUCCUCAAAGCAGAAAGUGGGGUCGUCAUCGCAAAGACCGCCUCGGGCGCGGCAUGUGCCAUCGAUGUGGACAGCGCCCCAAUCGCACAUCCCUCCGCCAUCACCGACGCAUUACGUCGAGCCACGGCGGGCCGAGACGUUCUUUAGAAGAGUCACACAUCCUUCGAACCCCAACGGACCCCCGCCAUCGCGGUGGCAGAGGUUCGCGAACCUGUCUGGAGGCCUCCUCGCCGGCGCCGUCGUGCUCUACAGCGUCCUUUGGGCCGACUUUGGCGACCAUGAGCACGUCUUCAGCCCGAUUCGAAGGGCGCUCAACACGCAAACACACAGCCCUUUCGCGCUGUCCGAAGAAGAAAGGACGCUGGUCGCCCAAUCCGUCCCACGCGACGACAGGACAACACAGAAGAUGGUGUGAUGCGCCUCGCUGCUGCUGAUCUCUGUCUGUACUUGUAUCGUUUCCCAUCUGCAAUCUCAAAUCCUUGC
Messenger RNA from Acaromyces ingoldii, 634 nucleotides. RefSeq lists its product as hypothetical. The record is from RefSeq and is a predicted model, not a curated record. NCBI's taxonomy places the organism in Eukaryota, Fungi, Basidiomycota, Exobasidiomycetes, Exobasidiales, Cryptobasidiaceae. The coding region runs from base 81 to 566 and encodes 161 amino acids. The transcript is spliced from 2 exons.